Varroa destructor (honeybee mite) is the source of this 2306-nucleotide messenger RNA. RefSeq lists its product as uncharacterized. NCBI's taxonomy places the organism in Eukaryota, Metazoa, Arthropoda, Arachnida, Mesostigmata, Varroidae. The record is from RefSeq and is a predicted model, not a curated record.
GGCCGCGCACCCGGCAGGGAUCUCCAUCUGCGCCUCAUUGGAGAACUGCCCAACUCCUCGACGCUCACCUCCUUGGGACGCACAUGCACAGAGACAACAUUUACACAACAAUACUUACCACCCCUUAUAGAACCAUCUUGGAAGAAGCACCACGCUACUGCUUCUUUUCUUACACGUCUCUCUGUUUUUUUUUUUUGCUGUUAUUCACAACGCAACCACUCUAGGCAAUAUUUGGCUAUAUAACUCGAUGUCGCAUUCACUUACGUAACGGAUACUCACGGCGUGGUGGAAAAUAACUUCAAAAUCACCAGCCGAGUGUUUGUUAUUAAACAGCCAUCUGUCAGGCCUUGCCUGCUGUUCAGUGUAAAAAUGGCAACCCUGUCAACAGAUUUCUUUAAACAAGGCCCUGGACGACUCGGAGGAUGUGUCACAUCAGUGCCAUUACUCAUUUUGUUCAGCUUCUUAGGUAACACUUGUUGGGCUGUUGGCAGUAGAAAAACUGGUGAACCAAUAUAUCCUUCGAUGAAGAACAUUUCAUGCUAUAAGUGUCACUCGGAAAUAGACGGCGCGGCAUGCUACAAUGCGUCACAGUACAACGUGACCUUCCAGACAUGCAGUCAAAGCAUAGCUAACGGAGGAGGAUGCGCGGUUUAUCGACUGGACACCUCCGAUCAGGCCACAGGUGUACGAACACACUCGAUCGAACGCGCCUGUGCAAAUAAAUGUGAACCGGAUUGCGUCGUUGUCGGCGAGCGUCACAAGCUUCAUCUAUGCACAUCUUGCUGCAAUGAAACCUUCUGUAACACCGAUAAUUCAGCACGGCCCAGAGGUACUCAAGUAGUGACACUCCGAGCAUUUGGCAUGCCAAUUUACAUCGGCUACCCUGCCAUUUUAAUAUUCUUUAUGCUGAUUACUGUACUUGACCGGUUUGUACAUAGUCUGCUUGAUGUAUGACAAAUUUAAUGAUGAAAUGAGACGACAAAAGCUUGAACAGAAUUUAUGACACAUUCAUAGUACAGUAUAGUACAGUGUAGCCAACACAUACACAGAAUAUUGCUUAACGGAAUUUUAGCAAAAGAUCAUCGUGGUACGAAAUUAGAGAAAUAUAUUAUGAAUUGUAUAUGUUUAUCCAAGAGUUAAUAGCCAUCUUAAGCUACAUUUAACAGCUUAAGGACUAAAUGCAAAACAUUUUCAUUAAGCAGUAAAUAGAACCUCCCCUAUCGGACUUACUCGAUACAUUAAGAUCUACAAACGUCUCCAUUUUACACCCAUACUAUGUGUUUAACAUAGUACUGUACAGUAAAAUGAUCAAAGAAGUUUAAGACGUAUUAAUGGGAAAGGUAUUGUCGAGGUUGUAUCAAAUUAACAAUUAUCGAAGGCUUAUAUCUAGCACAAAAUCGAUACACAUAGUUUAUCGCUCAAAAAAUAAUCCUUUCACUCAGCACAAUGGGGCUUUACAAGCUGCACCGACCUGUAUUAUCUCUACUGAGCCAUGCUAUUAAAAUGUUUCAAAUCAUUAAUCAUCUGAUCACAUCACGUUUACAAUAUCUGGCUGCCUCCGAAAAAGUAGUAAAAACAAGAAUAUUGUUUGCGAUGGAGCCAUUAUACAUUGCAUAGAAUUAAUUAAUUAAGGCUAUAUAUAGCGUGCGUUAAUAGUUUGUUCGCCCGUUCAAUGAUGAGACAGACAUAUGAUUUGUAAUUUUCGUGCCAAGAAAAAAGGCAGUUGAUUAUCUCACUCAAGAGCCUGCAUUUAGCAGUAUUCACACCGAGCUUAAUUUUAGGAACCUGGGCAAUCUCCACCAAGAUCAAAAUUGUGUGAUAUAACACUUGACUGGUUGAUCUCUAGGCGUCGUCACCUUUUAUUGAGAAAUUACUUAAAGCAUUUAUUAUUAUUCUGCUAACAAAUAUCCAAUGCAAAGGUAUCAACCGAAUUACAUAAUGUGUGUCUAUAUUCCCAAGAUGUGAUAUGAAAACUUGCCAUUCUUUACCGUUAUGUUAGUAGCUGGAUAUUUGAAGGCAUAUACCUAACAUGUUAGCAGCAGCAUCUUUUUGUUUCCAUCUUGCGUCAAUUUUUCGUGGCUUUUGGAUCACUCAGGGAUCGUCCGUAUAAACUAAUCAACCUGAACACUGUUACAUACGUCACUACGUUAUAGGAGCAGAUAGACAGCUUAGUUCUUGACCGUGACAGUUGUUUAUAUAUAUAAUACAAAAGUAAUAAAGUAGAUUUAUGUUGAUAAGGUAUAUAUACGCAUGGGCGUCUGGCUAUCAGUCGUUUUGUAAAUAAACUUUCACACUGUUUCUAUUAA